Molecule: messenger RNA, 704 nt
Organism: Episyrphus balteatus (marmalade hoverfly)
Lineage: Eukaryota; Metazoa; Arthropoda; Insecta; Diptera; Syrphidae
Gene: blp
Product: mitochondrial import inner membrane translocase subunit Tim16
Exons: 2
Coding region: 131-517 (128 amino acids)
Biological process (GO): protein import into mitochondrial matrix
Cellular component (GO): TIM23 mitochondrial import inner membrane translocase complex
Source: RefSeq, a predicted model, not a curated record
AAAUUGCAGGUUAAAUUCGAUUGUGUAAUGUCAAAAAAAAAAAUCCGAUAAAAACUAUACCGAAAUUAAUAUAAUAAAAAUUAAGUUCCUCAAUAGAAUCAAAUUUAAUUAAAAUAAUUUACAAUAUAACAUGGCCAAGUACCUAGCUCAAAUCAUUGUUCUUGGAGGACAAGCAAUUGGUCGCGCAUUUGCCAAAGCUCUCAGACAAGAAAUCCAAGCAUCACAAGAAGCGGCUAAGCGUGCUGGUGGUGGUCAACAAGGACAAAAUAGAGCUGCUGCAAAUGCAAGAACAGGAAUGACACUAGAAGAGGCCAAACAAAUACUCAACUUAAACGACCUGAAACCAGAAGAAAUUCAAAAAAGUUUCGAACAUCUAUUCCAAAUGAAUGACAAAGCAAAAGGCGGUUCAUUCUACCUACAAUCGAAAGUCUUCCGAGCAAAAGAGCGCAUCGAUCAAGAACUAGCAGAAAACAAACCUAAGAACAAAGAUGCCAGAACGCCGCCCGAGAACCGAUGAAAUAGAUUAUUGUUUUAUCUUUGUCAUUAGUGGACUGACUUAUUAGUUUUUUAUUAUCAGUUAGCUCUGUGAAUAUGAAUUUUAUUUUAGAUGAAUUGUAUAUUUGAGCAAGGUGUUCAACACUUUGUUGUAGGUACCAUGAUUUUAAGUUUGUGCUUUGCUUUAUUAAAAGACGUUUUCAAUUGAA